CUUGCCUUCAUGGAGCCAAAGCGACGGUCCACCCGCAAACGCAAGGCAGAUGAUACCCAAGAUACUGCAGCGCCCGCUGCCCCGCCUGCCAAGCGCGCGAAAGUGGUACGCAAACAGGGUCGGCUCGCGGGCCUGCUCUCCAUCUCGCUUGAUGUCGUCUUCGAGAUUCUAGCUUACCUUCAGCCCCUCGACCUACUCAGACUGUCACGUCUGAGCAAAGAGUUCCGUGCCCUCCUCAUGAGCAAAUCGACCAUCACCGUCUGGCGCGCUUGCAUUGCCAAUUCUGGCCUGCCACUACCACCAGACGUUAGCAACAUGAACGAGCCUCAGCUGGUUCGACUGGCCUUUGACAAUGUCUGCCAGAGUUGCGAUGCGACUGCUCGGAAAGUGGACUGGCUGCUGCUCAAGAGAUUAUGCAGUCGAUGUUCAAAAUCCAAACUUUUCUCCACUGUGUCUAUCGGCGGUGCAGACACUGGGGUCUUGGAUUUGGUUCUCUCACGGUCGGACAACAGCAAGCCCUGGCUGAGCGUAUGCUUGAGAGACGAAUAUGAUCGUAUGCGUUCACUGGGGUCCAAUUUACGACCAGUUGAGAAAGAUAAAUGUCUCAAAGAGCGGAAGGAGCUCGUAAAAACACUUGCUGCGUAUGGCGAAAUUUGUAAGGAUUGGGAUGAGGGAAGGUCUGAAGCUCGCUCGUCGGAGCUUGCCGAACUGAAGGAAGAGCGUUACAAUGCAGUCGUAGUCAGACUGACCGCGCUCGGAUGGGGAGAUGAAAUUGCCAGCCUGCCGUUGUCGGACGACCUUCGAGGGCAUAGACUCGUCAAGUCCCCAAAUCCACUAACUGAACGCACCUGGAAGACAAUUGAGCCGGAACUAGUGCAGUUCAUGGAACAGCUGAAGAGGCAACGCCUGGUCCGCGAGUUCAAACUCCUAGUGCAGGAACGCAAGACAAUCGCCACUAAGGUUAUUCGUGCCUACAAACAAUCGCAGCUGCCCUGGUCAGAUGUGAUGCCCAGUGUCACAGACUUUCACGAAUUCGAGCCAAUCAAGACUCUUUUGAACAAGCCCGUCGAAGUGACUGUCGAUGAAACAAGUUUUGAGGCACUCUUGCCUGAGCUGCCACCACAAAUCCAAGAGUGGCGACAGACUCUGGCCCAUGCACUUGUAACUCGGCACAAGGACCUAUCAGUUGGACAAGAGGACCAGCUCAAAUUGGCUAAAUGUGUGUUCAAGUGCACUCAAUGCAAGGAUGGGGGCAUUAGUGUGUUUUUCGGGCUUACCGGAAGCAUGGGGGCGAGCGGACCGUUAUUGUGGCCCAAAGUUUUAUCCCACCAUUGCCUCACGCAUCUUCCCGAUCUACUUCCUUGGAUGUUGGGCACUUCAAGGAUGAUUGAAUGGUCAGCAAGUCCGCUUGAAGCUGAUCGUGCUUCCUCGGAAAUUGUUCAACAACUCGUUGAAGCUUGUGGGCUGGAUGCAGACACGACAACGGUGGAGGAAAUGGAUGAACUGGACGCUCGAUUUGCCUGCCAUCGCUGUGCUAAACGAGUAACGCCAGAGGACGGCAGCGGCCCAUCAAUAGCGGACGAGAAGAGCAAGGCAUCUGCAUCAGACGCAUCGACAUCGACAUCGGCCAAAGGCAAGGCAUCAGCAUCGGUCAAAAGCAAAGCAUCGACCUCGGGAGCAAAGAAAGGCAAGGCGACAAAUUCGAAAGCUCAUGUCGACACAUCCGCGGAAGAUAAAAGCCCUGCAGAAGUCUACGCGUAUACGUGGCGUAAUGCCGUCGCCCACCAACGGAUGUCCCAUAACUUUUCAUCUACGGCAUGGUACAAGCUGAACGAAGAGGAUGCACGGGUUGUACGCGCGAAGGAGCUUGAAGUCAUUGCCCUGGACAAGGAGUCUCGAGAUGCUGAUGAUGAAGAGGCUCGGGAUACAGAGGACGAGCUUGAUGACACUAUUCUUGACCCAAAGAUCAAACCCAAGACUGAACCAACACCCGAAUCUGGGUCUUCGAAUAAAGGCAAGGCCCUUGGAGCGAAGAGUGAGGCGAUGACAAUCGAUGAGAAACCCAACGCCGAACUAUUGCCUGGAUCUGGGGCGUUGGACAAAGGCAAAGGACGUGCCUUGCCUGUGAAAGAAGACGCGAUGGAAGUAGAUGAGAGCACAUCGAAAAAAGCUCUUCUCCCAGCUCAACUUCCUGAACUAGCCUUCCUAUGCUCCCAUUGCAUGGACUCUAUUCAGGAAAAGUCACCAACAUCUUUGGAUGAGAUUCUCCUCCACUUGUCCGUCAGACAUGACAUCGAGUCUCCAAGCGAGAAUGAGGACUAUUAUCGCUCGUUGGCUGCUCCUGAGGUCUACACCCGCCAAAUGUUCCCCGCCCCGAGAUUGACGAUCCAACUGCCUCCCACUCCGCCGGGGCUGUCGAAGCCGCGACCGCAGUUUGGCUUGCCUGGCCUAUUCGGCUUGUCGAUGGGUAUGUACGACGACGAGUAUGACUACUAUGACACGGACGAGGAGAUGUACGGAUAUGGUGGACAUGGACAUUAUUAUGGGGACGACUCGGAUGACGAUGACGAUGGUUUCUGGUGA
This is a messenger RNA of Mycena indigotica, 2583 nucleotides long. RefSeq names its product F-box domain-containing protein. The record is from RefSeq and is a predicted model, not a curated record. Gene Ontology annotation, molecular function: protein binding. NCBI's taxonomy places the organism in Eukaryota, Fungi, Basidiomycota, Agaricomycetes, Agaricales, Mycenaceae. The transcript is spliced from 8 exons. The coding region runs from base 10 to 2583 and encodes 857 amino acids.